AUGGGUGGCGCUAGCGCCGGCGGGGCGACGGAGGCGGCGUCCUCGCCUCUCCUCAUGCCCCGCUCCGCUCCACGCCCCGCGGUGGAGGUCGCGGCGCCGCUGGUGGCGUGCAGCCUGCUGCAGUACAGCCUGCAGGUGGUCUCCGUCAUGUUCGCCGGACACCUAGGGGAGCUCUCCCUCUCCGGAGCCUCCGUUGCCGCCUCCUUCGCCAACGUCACCGGCUUCAGCGUCCUGAUACGUGCAGUGGUUGUAACCUCUCUUCACUCAGACAUUUGUGCAACUCGGGUCUCGCUGGGUAUGGGAAGCGCAUUGGAUACCUUUUGUGGACAAUCAUACGGAGCAAGACAAUAUGACAUGCUGGGGACACACACGCAAAGGGCGAUAAUUGUUCUUAUGCUUUCGGGUGUUCCUCUGGCCUUUGUUUUGGCCUUCGCUGGCCAAAUACUUAUCGCCCUUGGUCAAAAUCCUGAGAUAUCAUUUGAAGCUGGACUGUAUGCUCAGUGGUUGAUUCCUGGCCUUUUCGUGUAUGGUUUGCUUCAGUGCCUUACCAGAUUCCUGCAGACCCAAAAUAUUGUCCAGAUAUUGGUAGCUUGCUCUGGACUUACUUUGCUACUUCAUGUUAUGCUAUGCUGGUUGCUGGUUCAAGGUUUUGGCCUUGGCCACAAAGGCGCAGCUCUGGCAACCUCAAUAUCUUACUGGUUCAAUGUGGCAUUCCUAGCUGUGUAUGUGAAAGUCUCUGAAGAUGGCAGAAGAAGUUGGCACGGAUGGUCAAGGGAGGCACUGAAGUUAAAGGAUGCCAAAGUAUAUCUAAAGCUAGCAAUUCCAUCUACCUUUAUGACCUGCUUGGAGUAUUGGGCAUUUGAGAUGGUGGUUCUCCUAGCAGGAUUUCUUCCAGAUCCAAAACUGGAAACUUCAAUUUUGUCGGUCAGGCUGAAAAGGCCCGAGCUAGAGUUCAGUGUUCAGAUGGCAGCAUUACAUUGA
Miscanthus lutarioriparius is the source of this 981-nucleotide messenger RNA. The record is from the annotation of a GenBank genome assembly. NCBI's taxonomy places the organism in Eukaryota, Viridiplantae, Streptophyta, Magnoliopsida, Poales, Poaceae.